UCUGUGGAACUUCUGGGUGGACCGCGCAGGCGCUCUGGGGGCGCUCGCCUCUGAGGCCAGUGCGGCAGGAAAAGCGCAGGGGAGACGCCGCCGUGAUCGAGGGAGAGGAAAAACUAAAACCAGUUAAUUCUGGACAAGGACAACCUUUUCCGUUUACUUAUACCUUAUAAUUCAACUGUUCCAGCGAAUAGAAUUCGGGCAAAUGCGCGACCCGUUUCGUAGAUAAACAUAGCCACGGUAUGCUUGGCAACCCUGAAGAUAAUGUCAGGGAAUCAAUGGAUGAAAAUCCCCAAAACUACUGCAGUUGCCUGGCUGGAAUUCUCGUCUCGUACUGAGAGUAUCGGACACUUGGAAAUAAAAACGGUGAACGUAUAAGGACCACGGGAAGGAGCCACAACAUAUCUGAGUGUGGGGAAUUAUAACGGUGUCCAGUCGGUAUUUGGCUAGAUAACGCAUUUAAAGUUUGAACGGAAAGAACAGUUUUGCUGCAUCGAAUUCCUUUGGACGGGAUGUCAUCUGCCGCCGGUAGAAUUCCACGAGCUAACCGACCAUCUCCCUCUCUGUAAAGGAGGCCGAGCGCGCCAGCCGUGAAGAUGAGCGGUGCGGCAGAUACCAAGGGGUUGAGGCGGACCUUUAUCGUGCCCUCGAUCAAGGCUUUUGAUCACUAUGAUUUCACAAGGGCCAAAAUAUACUGUAGUUUGACAUGGCUUGUGGCCAAAGCCUUCGGCUCAGAUGCGGUCCCGGAGGAGCUGGUGGACCCUUUCUACAGGGACCAGUACAGUCAGGAGCACCUGAAGCCCCCGGUGGCAUGCCUGCUCCUGUCUGCAGAGCUCUACUGCCGGGCGGGGAGCCUCAUCCUCCGCAGCGAUGCCGUCAAACCUCUGCUGGGACACAACGCCAUCAUCCAGGCCCUGGCACAGAAGGGACUGUACGUCACUGACCAGGACCGACUGGUCACAGAGAGGGACCUGACCGGCACACCCAUACACAUGGUGAGGAUGAAGAGCUGUCUGGACACACACACACACACACCCAUACACAUGGUGAGGAUGAAGAGCUGUCUGGACACACAUACACACACACACCCAUACACAUGGUGAGGAUGAAGAGCUGUCUGGACAAACACACACACAUACAG
Messenger RNA from Oncorhynchus nerka (sockeye salmon), 1138 nucleotides. RefSeq names its product calmodulin-regulated spectrin-associated protein 2-like. Bases 594 to 1100 code for a protein of 168 amino acids. NCBI's taxonomy places the organism in Eukaryota, Metazoa, Chordata, Actinopteri, Salmoniformes, Salmonidae. The transcript has 2 exons. Gene Ontology annotation, cellular component: microtubule minus-end. Gene Ontology annotation, biological process: cytoplasmic microtubule organization; negative regulation of microtubule depolymerization. The record is from RefSeq and is a predicted model, not a curated record. Gene Ontology annotation, molecular function: calmodulin binding; microtubule minus-end binding.